AUCGACAAGUACUAUUACAAAAAGUCCCAGAAUGAAUUUAAUUUGCGCUUUCGGUUUGGCAUUCUUUGUUGUUAAUUUUGUCAGUGCAGGCGAUGUUUUCGAUGACUCUAGCAAAGAAACUUGCUACACUCAUGAAAAUCUCCCAAAUCCAAAUGAAUGCUGCACCCGCCCACAGUGGGUAAAUCAUUACAUUCUAAGACCGCGCCGUUUUUCCACAUCCGAGGUAGACAACUACCGAGAAGAGAAAUCAUCGUGCACUGCUAGAGGUGGAAUGUAUAAAAUUGUGAUUACUCUAGUGGAUGACCGGGUGAACGAUGUCCGUUUGUUCAGACCACGACAGCUAGGGGAUGGUAAAAAUCCGCCCUGGAAAAGCGUGAUAGCAGGUGCAAUGAAACUUUGUAAGAAUAGGAUAACGGCUGCUAUUGGGCGUCAAAUCCGUGACGAUCAAACGAUGAAAAUUUGUCAACAGGAGAGUGAAGUUUUUGAAGACUGCCUGAAUACGCAGAUAUUUUCGCGCUGUCCAUCGAAUUCGUGGUACGAAAGUGAAGGAUGUAAUAUGGCAAAAGGACACUUAAUGCAAGGAUGUCCUUACAAAUCACUUGGGGAUGUGGCAACAAUUAUGAUGGCUGGCGAGGAUACCAGCACGCAGGAUGAUGAAUCUAUGGAAAAUAUUCAGUAAGAUGCUGAUGUUACUGCCACCAGUGAUGGUUAUUAUUAAAAGCAACGGUUUUUAUUUUUCAUUAACGUGUUAAGAUAGAUAUGCUUGUUCAAUAUGUUAUAAAAAUGCCCAGCUUAAGAUAUAAAAAAUAA
Messenger RNA from Wyeomyia smithii (pitcher-plant mosquito), 810 nucleotides. Its product is annotated as general odorant-binding protein 67-like. Lineage: Eukaryota; Metazoa; Arthropoda; Insecta; Diptera; Culicidae. The transcript has 3 exons. The coding region runs from base 32 to 679 and encodes 215 amino acids. The record is from RefSeq and is a predicted model, not a curated record.